Messenger RNA from Saccharomyces mikatae IFO 1815, 2004 nucleotides. RefSeq names its product protein kinase IKS1 (gene IKS1). The transcript has a single exon. Gene Ontology annotation, molecular function: protein kinase activity; ATP binding. NCBI's taxonomy places the organism in Eukaryota, Fungi, Ascomycota, Saccharomycetes, Saccharomycetales, Saccharomycetaceae. Gene Ontology annotation, biological process: protein phosphorylation. Bases 1 to 2004 code for a protein of 667 amino acids. The record is from RefSeq and is a predicted model, not a curated record.
AUGAGUCUAGUACCAUAUGAGGAAGGCUCGUUGAUUUUGGAUGACCCUAAUUCUAAAUCAGUGGUGAUCGUCAAUCCAAAAUCAGGAACUUUAUCAUUUUUCCAGCAGGACAACAGCAAUGACGACCCAGAAGGAAUCGAUGAUCUGACUGUAUCCUCAUCGGCACUAGAAUUUCCCUCAGGAAUUCAUCAGUUCAAGAGCCCUAUUGCCUCUUAUAUAUGCCCCCAGUGUGGAACGGAAAUCAACCCUGAUAUUUUGAACAGGAGACAACUUCAUCGUCGAGCAUCUAGUGGUGCGGAAUCUGAAAGCAGUAGGCUCGCUAUUCCAGAGAAUACAAUACCGCUUGGGUUUGAAUUUGCGAAUUCAAGUUUUUCAAGAAGAUACUUUCAGUUACUAGAAAGAAAUCAUCGGCACUACGCCUUACAAAACGAUACAAGCAAUAAGGAGAGACAGUUCAAUAAGAAUAAAUACUUCAUCCCAGAUGAGCUGUUUAUUCCGGGAUACUUCCGUAAAUUUUUCAAAAUAUUAUCUCUGCUGGGAAAUGGUGCAAGAGGAUCUGUAUACAAAGUUGUACACACAAUAGGUAAUACUGAGUUGGGAGUUUUUGCACUGAAAAAAAUUCCCAUUGGAAACGAUAUGGAAUGGUUUAAUAAAUGCAUAAGAGAGGUAAAAGCACUGAGCUCGCUAACUCACAAAAGUGCCAACUUGAUUACAUAUAAUCAUGUUUGGCUGGAGAUGGACUCUUCAGUUGGAUUUGUCAGGUCCAUUGAUGGGAGUCAAUCAGAAUCACAGGAAGAAAUUCCUUGUAUUUUCAUUUUACAACAGUAUUGUAGUGGCGGUAAUUUAGAGGACUGUAUCUUGAGAAAUGUUUUCGACAGAUUCUCAGAUACUGAACCACCUGAAGAAAGAAAGAAGAAAUUUAGAACUCGUAAGAGGAACAACGGCAAAUCAAAAGAAGUUGGUUUGUCUACUGAGCAACUCGUAUCGAUUAUAAGGGACAUCGCAAGAGGGUUACACGAACUACACAGUAUUGGCUUAAUUCAUAGGGAUUUGAAACCCUCGAAUUGUUUAUUGUUGACCCCAUUCAAAAAUGACGACGAUAAUGAUGACGUAUACGAAAGGGAACACAGUCCAGAUGAUUUUUUUCCAUCGAUUGUGAUUGGCGAUUUAGGCGAAAGCCAGUUGGAAGGAGAAUCUAGAUUAGGCACUGGUUGUACGGGAACGUUAGAAUUUACAGCACCCGAACUUAUUAUCCAGGGAAGGCCAGGUUCUUCUUUUACGUUGCCUUCAAAGUCGAAUCAUACAUACAAUGAAUAUACCUUUGCUUCGGAUAUGUAUUCCUUGGGAAUGAUUUGCUAUUUCAUUGUGUUUGGUGAGUUGCCGUUUGAACCCCAGCUGGAUAUAGUGGAUUUGAAAGUACGCAUUAAGAAUUUCAGGUUUGACACCGAAAGUAUGAUCGAAAAACACCAAGCAAUGAAACUGAAACCAAUAGACUGUAAAAUUUUCCAUCUGAUGGAUGCCCUUUUACAACCAAGUAGUAAGGCUCGGCCCACUGCAAAGUCGGUAGAGAAGACAUUGGAUGAAAUGUUUGUAAAUUCCAAACCAAGUAAAAAAUUUUGGGAAGAAAAUAUCGACAACACGAUGAAUUUCACCACAAUAUCAGAAGUAAACGAAAAUACCAACAGCUUUAGUGAUGAUUAUAUCGAGGGAGACAAUGUGACUUUAUCAUUACCAGCACCGGAAGGAAAUAUAAGUUCCAUAUCAUCCCAAAAAGUUCAUACGUAUUCUGCCCUAAACAGGACAAUACAGAUAUGCUAUAAGCUAGUCUCUAUAAUACUAACAAUAAUUAUCUUCAGAUUUACGAAAACAGGGUCCUGGCUCUCUUAUUUGUCACUGAUCUUAUUGGGGAUGGUUUUUAAAUCACCUGCCGAUGAAAGAGGUAAACAUGCAAGGGCGUUGGUUUUGCUGGCCCUUAUUGCGGCAUGCAAAAGAUACAUAUUUUAA